This is a messenger RNA of Tripterygium wilfordii, 3277 nucleotides long. Its product is annotated as transcription factor bHLH157-like. Gene Ontology annotation, molecular function: DNA-binding transcription factor activity. Lineage: Eukaryota; Viridiplantae; Streptophyta; Magnoliopsida; Celastrales; Celastraceae. Gene Ontology annotation, biological process: regulation of DNA-templated transcription. The record is from RefSeq and is a predicted model, not a curated record. The transcript has 11 exons. Bases 932 to 3094 code for a protein of 720 amino acids.
GGGGGAAAGAGAUGGAGAGUAACGUGACCACUGACCAGUCAACGGUGGCGGGGGAUUAUAUACCGUUUAACCUUAGAUGAAUAAGAGCAGGCAUUCGAUUGUGUUGGCCUGUCUUGGCUAAUUAUCUCGCUUCGUGUCUCCAUCUAUUUCUACAGAAACAAACAGAAAGUCAUGAAAUCGGAAGAGUUUGAAUCAUCGCAACUGAAUGAUUCUUCUUCUUUUCAUUCCAACACAGCAUAAUUGAUCGUCUUCCGGUUGUACUUCUUUGCGUUGGAUUUCGUUAUUGGCUUCUUUUACGCUGCAGGAGUUAUUUGCAUAUCUUCCUCUCGUUGUGCUGGUUUUGCUUCUGAUAUCGUUAUCGCAAUCGUGCUGAUCUUCGGCAGCUUAUUUAAAGCGACAGAAGUGACUCGCCGAUCGAGUUCCAGUUGUGUUUGUUUCCUGCUGAUUUCGUCACUGUUGCUAUUGUACUAGUCUUUCUGUAGCUUCUUUUAAGCAGCAGAAGUGACUUGCAAAUUGCGUUCAUAGGAAUUGAGUUACCGUUCUUCUCUCUGUUAUCACACGAGGAAAAAAGAGAGAAAAAAAAGUGAGAGUUUCAAAGUUAGGACUUAAGAUACUCUUUAUCAACUAAGUUAAACGGUAUCUUCUAGAAAAAGGUUUGAUAAAUGGAGCUGAGCAUGAUAUUUUUCAUCGUUUAAGUCUUGUAGUUGUUACCACAGAUCCUAUUACCUUCUGAUACUAGGCUGUAUAGAGGGGUUUUACUAGAGAUGGAACCUGUUCUUCUCAAUUCAAGGGGGCCUCCGAUAAAACCGAGAGAAAGAUUACGGAUAAAUCAAGCAGGGAGAGUUUCAUAUCGUGGCAGCUAGUGAAGUGUUGGUUUAUUAUUUGAUCAGCUUUUUAUAGUCAUUUGUUUUUGCGUCUUGAAGUCAAAUAGAUGGAAACUACUGCUCUGAUGCAAUUUUUGAGGAGUUUCUGCGACAACUCAUGUUGGAAAUUUGCUGUUUUCUGGAAAGUGAGGCUUGGAAGUCCAAUGAUUUUGAACUGGGAAGUUGGAUAUGUGCAUCACCUGAGACCCAUAGAAUCUAUGGAAAUUAUUGCAAAGAACAUAUUUGGCAACACGAUGGAUGAUACGUUUUUGCCACAGUGUGAAGCAAGCAUGUAUGAUGGUAGGUCUGGGGAACAUCCCAUCAAUCUAGUGGUGGCUGAUAUGUCACGUCUUCAAUAUGCCUGGGGCGAGGGAGUUGUUGGUGAAGUUGCUUGUACUGGGUGUCAUUGCUGGGUUACUAUUGAGGAUAUUUUGACUUGUGUAGCCAUGGGAUACAAGUGUCCAGAGGAGUGGCUGCUUCAGUUUGCAGCAGGUAUCAAGACUAUUUUGCUGGUACCUUUGCUUCCACAUGGAGUUCUGCAGCUUGGCUCAUUGGAAGAGGUUACAGAGGAUCUGGAAGUAAUUAACUACCUCAAAAGUAGAAUCAGUAUACUGAAGAGUGAUCACGAAGAUUUUUUACCUUUUACCUUAAAGAGAGAGACUGAACUUUGGUCAUCAUCUCCAUCAACAUCUAUCUCCAUGGAGAAUUCAAAUAUACCAUCAACUAUGCCCAUUAGUCUGCCUAAGUCGGGAGAUUUGGCAAAAGUCAACAGUUUCAGGACAAAUGGUAGCGAACUGUCAACUUUAUAUGAAGUUGAGCCACUGUUAAGUACAGAAGAUACGCCUCAGCCAUUGGGAGAACAUCCAGAGAUCAUAAAACAUGCACGCAGAAGUGAGAUCAAUGUCGAACUAGUUAGGUUUAGUGAAAGGCCAACUUCACCUAGUCGAUCAAAAAAUUUAAGUCAGCUGGGGAUCUCACAGGCUGAGCUAUUUGGAUUUUCUUGUCUGGGAGAAGAACUGAAGGCACAUUCUGACUUCAGUGACUUCGGCAACAAAGUGAUUGAGGGAUCCUUUUCCUCAACUCAAAUUAUGAAUGCUUACCCUGAAGAUUCGGCAUCUGAAGCCAGAGAUGCUAAUAUUUCUGAUAAUAAAAUCAUGAAUAACUUUUUUAGCUUUCCCGGUCAUGGAGAAUUACACAAAGCUCUUGGACCGCUUGUCGAGAGACAGAAUGGUGCCAAAUUGUCGGACUCAUCUUUCUCCUGUGAGAAUACAGGGAGCAACCCUAGCAUGUUCGGUGAUGUUAUUGAGCCCUCGUGGUUUUUAAGUGAAGAUGAUGCAGAACGACUGCUGGAAGGUGUGGUUGCUGAUUUGUUUGGCAUUUUAGAUGAUACUUCUCCUGGAUCUGACAGUUUCAAAUCUAAAGCGAUGUCAAAACAAUUUGCUGCUCCCCCUCAACUGGAGAGAAACUUGGAGUCAGGAGGCUUGAUGAGCGAUGACAUAGAACCAAGAAGCCUUUCAUCUUCUGCCACUGGAGGAAAUGCUGCCUUUGGUUCAUCUUCAGCAUCAAUGAAGAGCAUGGUGAGCACCCUGAUUGAGGAGCAAAAGAGCAAGGUGCACGGUUGCAUGCAUUCCAGGAAGGGACAAAAAACAUCCAACCUUAACAAAAGGCAGGGCAGAGUUGGUGAUAACCACAGGCCAAGACCCCGAGACAGACAGAUGACCCAGGAUCGGGUCAAGGAGCUACGCAGGCUUGUACCAAAUGGUGCAAAGUGCAGCAUCGAUAGCCUCUUUGAUCGAACCAUAAAACAUAUGCUGUUUUUGAGGUGCAUGACUGAGCAGGCUGAGAAGUUAAAGCAAUGGAGGCAUCAGGAGGAAGCUGCUCGCAAAAAUUUGAGAUCACGCGAUGCUGCCAACACUGCUGGCAAUGGGAGAAGCUGGGCUGUUGAAUUGGGAAGUGAAGUUCAAAGAAACCCCAUAGUUAUUGAAGACCUUCCAUACCCUGGGCACAUGCUUAUUGAGAUGCUGUGUGACGACCACAGUUUCUUCCUCAAAAUCUCCCAGGUGAUCUGUGAUUCGCGACUUAAGAUCUUGAAAGGUGUCAUGGAAUGUCAUUCGACGAAUACAUGGGCGCUAUUCAUUGUUGAGGCUUCGAAGGGCUUCCACAGAAUGGACAUUUUCUGGCCUCUGAUGCAUCUCUUGCACCACAAAAGAAAUCUAUCGAGUUGGAUGUAAUUGUUUGCUUUCACACGGUUGAACACACUAUCUAGGCUUUAUAUAGUCUCCACCUUUUUAGGAGUACUGUUGUAAUGUAUAUGUAUAUCUUAUCUACUUGAUCUAAUUCUAUUGCACAACAUUUUACCUUAAAUAUAAGAAAAACUAAAUUACCUACCUCCUGGGCUAAUGGGUACUUGGUUA